AGGACAGAAUCUUGUCUCCGCCCCUGCAGAGUCCAAACUCCGUUUUAGUUCUGUUUGUUUGAAAAUAUUCUCUGCGCUUUAUGAAAGGUGGCUAUUAUGGGAAGAUAUGCAUAACAAUAAAUAAAUAAAUAAAUAAAAUAAAAUAAAAAAUAAAAUAAAAUAAAAUAAAUGAGGGAGAGAAGCAGCUGGGAGUCAGUGGAGCAGCAGGAAAGAAGUGCUGGGUUUACCUGGGAGUGAGCUGAGAUUCCACUGCAGGACAGGUUUACACACGUUCCUGCCCUUUUCACACAUAUUUCAGUUUUCAAUCCGGAUUUUACUGUUUCUCCCUGCUGGACUGUGGGCUUUGGUUUGUGAGGAUGGUCUCAGAGGUGGACAUCUCAAAGGAAGUUCUUGAGAGUGUACAGGAUGCAGUGGGCCAGCAGCUCAAACUCAGCCUGAGAAAGAAGGUGCAGCUGGAGUGCAAAGGUGACAAACAGGACACCCGAAUCCUGGCUCUUGCUCCACAUCGGGCAUUUCUGCUGUCAGCUCGAGUUCCUGCUAGGAUAGAACAAAGCUUCAAUUUCUUCGACAUCCAAACGGUGGGCAGCAGCAGGACAGGACAGUUGGUGGUGGACUAUGAUAAGGGACAGCUGUGGGUGAAGCUCAGAUCUAAUGAGGAGGUUGAUGAAGUCAUCGCUCAGAUAGGGAUCAGCAUACAGGAGCACUGCCCCGGACUCAACCCAAUGAGGGUGAUGAAGAAGUUAUCUCUGAAGCCUGCUGAGAGGAUAACCAGUCUACAGGCACUCUGGGAAAAUAAUCCUCCCACUGAUACUGGGCCUUGUGGUGCUUUUUCUCGUAUGUACUGGUGUGUGUGUGAUCAGAUGGGGCUGCCUUACAGAGCAGAGGUUCAGUGGGAUGUGGACACUAUCUACCUCACCCAAGACACAAAAGAACUCAACCUACAAGACUUUAUCCACCUGGAGACCAGGGACCUGAUGGCUAUUGUGGCAGUGCUGGAGUACAACCAGUGGUUCACUAAACUCUCGCUCAAGGAUUAUAAACUGUCUACAGAUUUAUGUGAUCAGAUCUUGAGAGUUGUGGCUCGUUCUAGCAGAUUGGAGGAGUUGGCUCUGGAAAACACAGGACUCAAAGCUGAUUUUGCACAGAAGUUGGCCAACGCUCUGAGCCAGAACCCACACUCAGCUCUACACACAAUCAACCUGGCCAACAACUCGGUGGAGGACAAAGGUAUUUUGUCUCUGAGUUCUCCACUGGGAAAACUUCCAUCUGGACUGAAACAUCUGAACCUCUCAAAAAACUCCCUCUCAGCUAAAGGUGUGAAUAUUCUGGCUCAGUCUCUGUGUUCCAACUCAUCCAUCUUUAACACACUCACACACCUUGACCUGUCUGGAAACACACUGAGGGGAGACGACGUGCCUAACCUGUGGAACUUCCUGAGUCAGCCGAACAGCCUGCACACUCUGGACCUGUCCAACUGUGACUGUGCUCUGGACCUGGUCUGCUCUUCUUUACUCCGAGGCUCUCUGAAGCAUCUUUCUGUCCUCAACAUGUCCAAGAGUGUCUUGAAUACUAAGAAGGGAAAGGAGUUGCCCUCCUCCUUUAAGCAGUUCUUCAGCACCGCCCUGGCCCUCAACACCAUCAUCCUGUCUGGCACCAAACUGCCUCCAGAGGCCCUCAAAGCCCUGUUGCUGGGUCUGGCCAGUAAUCCCAACCUAAAAGAUGUCUCUUUGGAUCUGAGCAGUUGUGAGCUGCGUUCAGCUGGAUCUCAAAUUCUGGAGGGCUGUAUAGCUGAGAUCCCCAAUGUCUCUAGCCUGGAUAUUGCAGACAACGGUUUGGACUCUGACCUGACAACUAUGCUGGUGUGGCUGGCUAAGAAUCGUUGUAUCAGACACCUGUCUCUGGGCAAGAACUUCAACAACAUCAAAUCCAAGAAUCUUGGGCAGGUGAUGAAGAAUUUGGUUCUUAUGAUCCAGGAGGAGGAAUCUCCACUCAGCUCUCUGUCCCUGGCCGAUUCCAAGCUGAAGGCUGAAUUGUCCAUCGUGCUGAAUGCUGUAGGGGGAAACAGCUCCUUGACUCGCCUAGACAUCAGUGGCAAUGGGAUGGGAGACAUGGGGGCUAAAAUGCUGGCCAAAGCCCUUCAGAUCAACACCAAACUCAGGACUGUGAUUUGGGACAGGAAUAACGUCAGUGCUCAGGGUCUGCAGGACGUGGCAGCUGCUUUGGAGAAGAACUACACUAUCCGCUUUAUGCCAGUGCCCAUCAUGGACGCUGCACAAGCUCUCAAGUCCAGCCCUGAGAAAACCGAAGAUGCCCUCAUGAAGAUGGAGCAGUAUCUCUUGAGGAACCAUGAAACGAGGAAAUACCUACAAGAGCAAGCCUACAGGCUACAGCAAGGCAUUGUCACAUCCACCACACAACAGAUGAUUGACAGGCUAUGCGUGAAGGUGCAGGAUCACCUAAACUCUCUUCGCUUCAGUGAGAGAGACAGGAUUCAGGAGGACAUGAGAGCAGCGGAGAGACUUGUCCAGGACGCCCGCAACUCGAAAACACUGCUGGCCAGUAUGUAUCAGCUGUGCGCUGCACGGUGUAGAGGUGAAGACAGAGCUGGAGACGGAGGUGGAGUAUGUGAGGCGGUUGAGAGCCCGUGGGUGGCCUCGAUCCAGGACAAACUUCAAUCAAUGACGGGAGAAAUCAGCACUGUUGUAAACCAGCAGCUGCAGAGUUUGUUGGUGGCCAUGGUGGACACGGCAGAGAGAGUGUGUCCUCACGUGAUGCGCACAGCGAACCUGAGGCCAACUCUGAUGCAGGUGAGUGAGGGGAAGAUGAGUGUGCCUCAAACCUUCAUCACCAACACUCUGCUGAAGCAGUCUGCCAUUGACAUCAUCAAUAAGAUCAGUGAAGUAAAGCUCAGCAUGGCUUCGUUCCUCUCUGACCGCAUCAUUGAUGAGAUCUUAGAGUCUCUGUCUCGCUCUCAGCACACACUGGCGGAGCAUCUGAGUGGGCGUAGCCAGCCACUGAUCGAUCAUGAUUCAGAGGAGACUGAGGUUCUGGAGGAGAGGCAUCUGGAGACAGAGAACCUGCUGCCACCACCUUCAUCUGAGCUGCUGGUAUCUCCAACCUCCAAGAGGCAGAGCAUCCUGUUCCGGAUGGUGCGUCCCAUCUCCGUGGCCUUUGAGCUAGAGUUUGAUUUGGAUAAAGCACUGGAGCAUGUGCCCAUUCACAUGGAAGACCCGCCCCUUCUUCCACCUCCUGAACCUGUGGAGGCAGAGAUAGAGAGUCCCGAGAGUGUGUGUUUCAUUGAUCUACCAGAAACCGAUAGCCCCAAACUGCAGCACAUGACCAAACUCCGCCCACGCAAGAUGAGGCGCAACACCAAACCAAGAAAAGCAGCUAGCACUCUUGCAGCAGACAUGGUGCAGAUGGAGUUUGUUGGGAAAGUGGAUGAGGGCCUGGACGAUUUCUUUGCUAAAAAAAUCACAAAGAUUGGCAUCAAGCGUUCCUCUGUAAAAGACGGUGGUCCGGAAGGGGAGAAGAAGCGGGAAUCUUGCAUGAGUGGCUUCUUCAACCUCAUUAAAUCACGCACCUCCUUGAAAUCUCCACCCACCAGCCCACACACACCAACUCCUGUACCAACAAAUGCCACCAUGCCAUCUACCACUGAAUCUAAUAACGUCGAAUUCAUAAAACCUGUGAUGAAAAUCCCCAUCCCAGAACACACUCAAGAACCAAUCAAGACUCAGGUACUGGAGAAAGUUGAAUCAUGUGAAGCUGUUGAUGCAUCCAUGACCUCUGUGAGUAGAAGUAAUACAGAGGAGGGCAAGAAGCGGGAGGGGCCGCACGGGGGGCGAAUCCUAGGGGUUCAGGUGAUGGGGAACGAGUUCCUGGCACAGCUGCGGGCAAAACAGAAGAUGAAAGAGAAAGCAAGUGAAUUGUCAUCUGCGAACAAAGCCGAAUCCAAACACGCUGAUGACGACAGUGCACCUGGAGAGAAGGCAGCACAGAAAGAGCACCACCCAGAGGUUGUGUCGAAAUCUCCUUCUUCUCCCAGUGUCCUGAAACCGACUUCUCCUGCUUCAGUGCACCCACCUGAAGCGAAACACACCCUUUCAGCUACACACACCGGCCUCAAAGCCUCACUCAGCUCACCAUCCAGCAACCAUGAAUCCACCCCGAGCAGCCCCCCAGAGCACCACCCGAGCCAGGAGCACAUUCCUCGCAGCCCCCUGAGCAGCUCCAGCACAUCGGACAAUGAUGUCUCUGGACACCUCGGUGCUGUCUGCGAUACCAAACAAUCUGCAACGGCUCAACACCAGACGGAAGAGUCCUCUAAAAUGGAGAAAGAUGAGCAUAUAUGUGUCUCUCCUGGCUCACCUAAUAUAGUAGCAGCAGAGGGCAGUGUGUUUGAGCCAGAAUCGUCCACACAGCCAUCACACACUGCGGCAGCAGGACAACGCUGCACCCCCCUUCACUCCUCCAGUUCCACCAGUGCUGCUGAAGAGAAAGAUGAUCAGCAGCACACCGUGUCCCUGCCUGCACAAGUUGACCUUCUGACUCCUACAGACUCUACUUCCUCCCUUGAAAUUCUGGAUUCCAGCAGUACUGACAUGCAGCUCCAGUCUUCCAUUACAUUUCAACACAAAGACCCAACACAAGAGGAACUCUCAACCAGCGAGGACGAGAGUGUCGAAUAAAAGCUAAACCAAACAGGGUCAAGUUUCCCAAAAGCACCACAGCACAAAGAUCACCAUUUAAUGGUAGAGCAAGCAUCACAUUGAGUACUUUCUCUCCCAGUUAUGAUGAUCUGAAUUUUGCAAUGCUUUUGGGAAACUCAGCCCAGAACAUUUGUGGACAGUAAACAUAAAAUUUCCCCAGUUUAGGAUAAACACCAUACAAUCAUGCAGUCAAACUGGUGGCACCAUAAUCAACAAUGGACGAUAGUACAUCACAACAAAACAGGGUGACUGAGUAAAAUAAACACCAUACUGAAGAAGACAGCAAAGAAAAAUAAAUGCUAAGCCAACCAGGAUAGCAGUUGAGAUUAAACACCAAACCAAGCAAGGUGAUGCUGGACAACUGGGUAACAGCUUACGUUAAAUACAAAACUUGACAGGGGAAUAGUUUAGACCGAAUACCAAUGACGGUGUAGAAUAAAAAACAAAUAAAAAAGGACAACAAUGUAGAUUAAAGACCAAAAACAAAUCAGGAGAGAACUGUAGAAUAAAACACCCGUAUAAUCAGGACAAGAAAGAGCACCAAACAAACUAGGACAGGAUUAUAGAACAAACACCAAACCAAAGAUACAGUGUAUAACAAACACCAAAGUAUCUAUAAGGACAGUGUAGAAUAAACAGCAAACAAACCAGGAUAAAAAUGUAAAAUUAACACCAAACCAAAGAGGACAACAAAGUAGAAUAAACACCAAGGUAACUAGGAUGACAGCGUUGACUAAAUAACAGUCCAACCAACAGCAAUAUCAAAUAAAAAUCAAACAAAUUAGCAUUACUCUUUAACCUUUACACCAGACCAAACAGAAUGAAGUGUAAAAUACAGUAAACCCAAAAAGGCAUCAGUGUACACUAAACCACCCAUGAAAUAACUGUAGAAUAAACACCAAACCAACAGGAUCACAGUGUACAAUAAAAUAAGCAACCAAGACAACAGUUUAGAAUAAACACCAAAAAACUAGGACCAUACAAACACCAAAGAAAUUAAGACUACACUUUAGUAUUAACACCAAACCAAUCAAGACUCAUCUCAUCUCAUUAUCUCUAGCCGCUUUAUCCUGUUCUACAGGGUCACAGGCAAGCUGGAGCCUAUCCCAGCUGACUACGGGCGAAAGGCGGGGUACACCCUGGACAAGUCGCCAGGUCAUCGCAGGGCUGACACAUAGACACAGACAACCAUUCACACUCACAUUCACACCUACGGUCAAUUUAGAGCCACCAGUUAACCUCACCUGCAUGUCUUUGGACUGUGGGGGAAACCGGAGCACCCGGAGGAAACCCACGCGGACACGGGGAGAACAUGCAAACUCCGCACAGAAAGGCCCUCGCCGGCCACGGGGCUCGAACCCGGACCUUCUUGCUGUGAGGCGACAGCGCUAACCACUACACCACCGUGCCGCCCCAACCAGGAUAUAACUAGAAUAAACACCGAAACAAAAAGGGCAAUAGCAUACACAAAACCAAAUAAAGCAUAACUGUAGAAUAAACACCAAAACAAAAAGGACAUUAGUGUACACUAGGGGUUUUCAAAGUGUGGGAGAGUCAGCCCCCCCUCGGAGAGCAAAUAAACAACAGCGCGCCCCCCCCACAAUUUUUGUUGUUGCUAUACUUAAUGUUCCAUUCGUAUUUUUAAAAAAUGGUUGUUGUACACAUUUUUAUUUUUUUAUUUUUCACAUUUUAAACAUCUGUGCUUUUUAAAACAUCUUGUUUUACACAUUUUAAACAUCUCAUAGCAUCGUUAGCUAGCACCUCUUGGCAGACAACACACUGUGGCAGUGGAGCAUCUUCAGAUCCAGUCCAUGAAAAUCCAAACUUUAAAUAAUCGUGGUCAUACUUCCUUCUUUUUCCAGUCCCCCAGGAUUCCGCGGGCCUUUUUUGUGAUUGUUGCGGGCUAAAAUGUCUGAUGUUGCGGGGGGUUUUCCAAAAAAAUUGCGAUGAAAGUUGCGGUGUUUUUUAGGUUUUUGUUGCGAUUACAUUGCGGGAGGAAGUGAAAGUUGUGAGAAAUUGUUGCGAUUUUCUCUUUUUGUGAUUAAAAUUGAGUGAUAUGUUAAAUAUUAAGUUAUUACUGAAAAACUAUUGAUUAAAAAACAAAGACACUGAGAAAUGGUCCUAUAAACAACUUUACCAAUAUAAAAGAUUACCAGGACUACAAAAAUGCAGAAAAAUAGGCUUUACUUAUCCAAAUGCACCUGUUGGUUCAAAAGUUAAAGUGCAGAGAACCUCACAGCACAACAUGAAGUUACCUUAAAAUAUAAUAUAAAUGCCUCAGCUUUCAUGUAAGAAAAAAACUAUUAAUACUAGUACUGUGUGCAGGCAGUCUCUCCUGAAGACUAAAUUAAACAAUAAUUAUAAACUAAUAAAAUAAAUGGCUCAGGCUUCAUAGAAGAAAAAAAACAAUUUGAACAGAACCUCACAGUAUGAUGCUGAAGCUGCCUAAACAAUGGAAAAUAAAAUACCAUUUUGGCAAAAAUGUUGGCAUCCAUUACUUUCUUGUAUUAAGUAAAAAAAAUAAAGUGCACACAGUGCUUCACUGUAAACAUACACUUUCAGUAAAAGAAUUUAAGCCUAUAUAAACACUGACUCACACAUGCAGUGUUGCCAGAUACUGCUGACGUUUUCCAGUCCAAAAUAUGUUCAAAACCCGCCAAAAUGCACUUAAAACCAAUCUGGCAACACUGCGCGCAUGCUGCUUCUCUUGAACGUAAACACGGAAGUAAGGCGGAAGGUAGUUUGUCGACGUCACCUCAAGACGACGCCAACGAUUGGUCAAAUUUGCGGGAAAGUUGCGGUGAUUGGAUAUAAUUGCAACACCGCCCUGAAUUCGCGGGGAUUGGUUGAAUUUGCGCUGAAGUUGCAAAUCGCAACAUCCUGGAGGCUGUUUUUUUUUGCUUGUCCCAAACUCUGUCUCCUCACUCACUGUAGCUUUAGGUACUAAAAAUCGAUCCAUUUUGUCUCUGGUAAAGGCUCCUCAUGUUGCGCCCCCCCUGAAGAACUCUGGCGCCCCCCAGGGGGGGCGCGCCCCACACUUUGAAAAGCCCUGGUGUACAUCAAACCGCAUAGAACAUAACUGUAGAACUACAGUAGAAAAGCACUCGGAGAGCGCAGACCUCCGCCAAGAAUCCUUUAAAAAAAUCCUGGAUCCAGAAGGUGAUCCGGAUCACCGCCAAAAUUUAAUGGAUUGUUACUUGUGCCCAGUCACACCUCUGGAAAAAUUUCAGAGCAAUCUGUUCAUUACUUUUUCCAUAAUGUUGCUAACAGACAAACCAACAAACAAACCAACGCUACCGAAAACAUAACCUCCUUGGCGGAGGUAAUAAACACCAAAACAAAAAGGACAGUAGUCUACACCAAGCCAACAAGAAGAGAAAUGUAGAAUAAACACCAAAGCAAGAAAGACAAUCAUGUAAACCAAACCCAAAAGAAGAGAAAUGCAGACAAAACACAAAACUAACCAGGACUACAAUGUGAUAUAAACACCAAGCUAUCCAGACCUUUCCUCAAAUGAAAAAACAAAAACAAACCUUGACCAUUAUUUCAAAGUGACUAAAGAUAGAAAGCCGUGGUUGCAGGCUCGCUGUCACUGAUCUGCUAAUAAUCAGGAUUAGACGAGCUCCGCAGCCUGCUGUAAUUAUGAGUCGUCCUCCAGCAACAACACAGAUGUGCAAACUUUUCGGAUAAGCUGAAAUCUCCUUAUGCGGAACGACCAGAGCUUUUUAUAACUGUCACAUGAGUGACUGCAACAGACAUUAUUAUAGUCAUUGUUUAUUUUUCUUUCACUUUUUUUCAUUGUCGUUGUCUUCCUCACACAAUCUGUUCUGAAAGAGAUGGAGUGAUUUAUUCAGGAACAUUAGCAUUUCAUUUAGACCCUACAUCAACAGCUUGCUGCUUGUCACAUGGCUGGUCAUGUAGACGUCCAAAUUAGAGCCCAAUUUAUAGAAUAGCUUGUCACUGAUAGCGAUUAUACGUUUAAUAUAUAUUAUCUAAUAUGAUAAUAUACAUUCACCGGACACUUUAUUAGGAACCCCCGUCCACCUGCUGUUUUAUGCAGUUCUCUAAUCAGCCAAUCCCUUGACAGCAGCACAAUGAUGCAGAUACAAAUCAAGAGUUUCAGUUAAUGUUCACUUCAAACAACAGAAUGGGGAAAAACUGUGAUCUCAUUCAUCUCAUUAUCUCUAGCCGCUUUAUCCUGUUUUACAAGCUGGAGCCUAUCCCAGCUGACUACGGGCGAAAGGCGGGGUACACCCUGGACAAGUCGCUAGGUCAUCAAAUCAAAUCAAGUUUAUUUGUAUAGCGCUUUUAACAAUAAACAUUGUCGCAAAGCA
Molecule: messenger RNA, 9046 nt
Organism: Neoarius graeffei (lesser salmon catfish)
Lineage: Eukaryota; Metazoa; Chordata; Actinopteri; Siluriformes; Ariidae
Gene: carmil1
Product: F-actin-uncapping protein LRRC16A
Exons: 38
Coding region: 357-4691 (1444 amino acids)
Biological process (GO): regulation of Arp2/3 complex-mediated actin nucleation; cell migration
Cellular component (GO): lamellipodium; plasma membrane
Molecular function (GO): protein binding
Source: RefSeq, a predicted model, not a curated record